Molecule: messenger RNA, 1557 nt
Organism: Acaromyces ingoldii
Lineage: Eukaryota; Fungi; Basidiomycota; Exobasidiomycetes; Exobasidiales; Cryptobasidiaceae
Product: rab GTPase activator
Exons: 3
Coding region: 12-1370 (452 amino acids)
Biological process (GO): protein transport; vesicle-mediated transport; small GTPase-mediated signal transduction
Cellular component (GO): cytoplasm
Molecular function (GO): Rab GDP-dissociation inhibitor activity
Source: RefSeq, a predicted model, not a curated record
ACUAGCACACCAUGGACGAGCACUACGAUGCCAUCAUCCUGGGCACGGGACUGACCGAGUGUGUGCUGUCUGCGCUCCUGUCUGUCGACGGCAAAAAGGUUCUUCACAUGGACCGGAACCAGUACUAUGGCGGCGAGGGCGCCUCGCUCAACCUCACCCAGCUCUACGAGAAGUUUCGACCAGGCUCUGCGCCGCCGACAGACAUUGGACGGGACCGCGACUAUGCCGUCGAUCUGAUCCCCAAGUUCAUGAUGGCCAACGGCGAGCUCACAAAGAUGCUCGUCCACACCGAUGUCACGCGCUACCUCGAGUUCAAGCAGAUUGCUGCCAGCUACGUCUACCGCGAUGGCAGGAUCGCAAAGGUGCCUGCGACAGAGAUGGAGGCCGUGAGGAGCAGCCUGAUGGGGCUGUUCGAAAAGAGGAGAGCAAAGAAGUUCUUUGAGUUCCUCCAGAACUGGAAGGACGACGACCCGGCUACUCAUCAAGGCCUCAACAUCGACGAUGUGCCCAUGACAAAGGUCUUUGACCACUUUGGCCUCGAGCCAGGCACGCGUGACUUCAUCGGUCACGCCAUGGCGCUCCACCUCGACGACUCGUACAUGCAACGCCCCGCACGCGAGACGUACGACCGCAUCAUCCUCUACACAUCGUCCAUGGCCCGCUACGGCAAGUCGCCCUACAUCUACCCCCUCUACGGCAUGGGCGAGCUGCCGCAGGGCUUUGCGCGUCUCUCGGCCAUCUACGGCGGCACCUACAUGCUCGACAAGCCCGUCGACGAGAUUGUCACGGGCGACGACGGCAAGUUCGUCGGCGUCCGCUCUGGCGACGAGACCGUCAAGGCCGACAUGGUCAUUGGCGACCCGUCGUACUUUGCAAACGUCAAGGGCAAGUCGGAGCCCAUGGUCCGCGAGACGGCCAAGGUCGUGCGUGCCAUCUGCCUCCUCAAGCACCCGAUCCCCAACACGGACAACAGCGACAGUGUCCAGCUCAUCAUUCCCCAGAACCAGGUCGGCCGCAAGCACGACAUCUACAUCUCCGAGGUCUCGGGCGCGCACAAUGUAUGCGCCCGCGACGUCUACGUCGCCCAGGUGUCGACCGUCGUCGAGACAUCGACGCCCGAGCUCGAGCUGCGGCCCGGCCUGGAGCUGCUGGGGCCCAUCUACGACAAGUUUGUCAGCAUCUCGGCCCUCGAGGAGCCCACGACCGAGGGGACGGCCGAGAACAUCUUUAUCACGCGGAGCCUCGACGCGACGAGCCACGUCGAGACCAUCGUCGAGGAUGUGCACAACGUCUGGAAGCGGGCCACGGGCGGCAAGGACCUCGUACUCAAGAGCCGAGCCCCAGACGAGGGCGCCCAGAUCCAGGAGUGAUUUCCUCGUCGGAGUCAAGAGUCACAGCCCGUCCUUCUUUAUUCAUUCCUUCCUAGUCUUCCAGCCGAUUCCCAAAGUAAAGCCUCUUCUGUUUCCCUAUAUAUGAGAUGAUGAUGACGAUGAUCACAUGACAAAGAGAAGUGGUCUGUCCGUCUAAAGGCAGGGCAUAAUUCGUAUAUAGAAGAGU